Cyprinus carpio (common carp) is the source of this 1666-nucleotide messenger RNA. Its product is annotated as serine/threonine-protein kinase OSR1-like. Gene Ontology annotation, biological process: protein phosphorylation. The coding region runs from base 359 to 1666 and encodes 435 amino acids. The record is from RefSeq and is a predicted model, not a curated record. The transcript is spliced from 7 exons. Gene Ontology annotation, molecular function: protein kinase activity; ATP binding. Lineage: Eukaryota; Metazoa; Chordata; Actinopteri; Cypriniformes; Cyprinidae.
GUAAUGAUUUUCAGGAAACCAUUACUUCCUUGUGCAGAGAGAUCAAGGAAUCAAGAUGGAAGAAUUCAUUUGAAAACCUUGACCUAAAGCCUGACAUAAUGAAAAUUGAUGACCUUGUUAUCAACACAGAAAUGAAGAUUGCGAAUGGAUGCAAUGCUGCUGAGAUUUUCCCAGGACUCUUUCACAACUGCAAAGUUGCAGUGAAACGAGUUGCCAAACAUAUUUCCAAAAAUGAAAUGGAAAUGGCUAAUUUCCUGUGUUCAGAAAAUUUUAAAGCAGAACAUCUUUUGAAACCCAUUGCGGUGUUGGAGACACAUACUUUGCCUAUUUUGUCUCUCCUCUUUGUGAAUACAGUCUAAUGGAGCUGAUUGAAAACAAAGAUUUUCCCGAGAGAAAAGGGCUGACAAAGCAUCGAAGACUGGAGAUCUGCCAGGAGUUAUUGCACGGACUUCAGGAACUGCAUUCACAUGGAAUUUUGCACAGAAACCUGAAGCCUGAAAACAUUUUGUUCGAUAUCAACAAUAAACUGUACAUAGCAGACUUUGGAACAAGCAUAAAACUGGAUCUGGCACAAAUCACAUUGCGCUCACAAAUAGCUGGAUCUCUUUCUUGGUCAAGUUAUGAAGAUGUUGGGGGCAUGCAAUACAAAUACAAGAGAGAAUCAGAUAUCCAGGUAGCAGGAUGCUUGGUCCAUUACAUCCUGACGGAUGGGCAACACCCUUAUCAGACAACUACACCCUACGCCAAGGAUCCAAUUGGUCUAUCUCUAAAUGUCAGAAUGAGUAACUUCACUCUUCAAUGUGAUGAAAGACAAAAAAAAUUCUUAAGCAGAAUGCUGUGCAAAUCAACGGAAGAGCGUCCUACUAUUGAGGAAUGCCUUCAGGCAGUCAAAAGUUUCGAUCACCAGUCUGACCAAAUUGGAACCACAAAGAGCUACAGCAAUAAGAAUGGAAAUAAAGACAGAGCCCAUAUAGAUAAUUGCUUUUCUCAAGCACAAGAUGAGAUGGACAUCCCAGAGAAUCUUUGCAGUGAUGUGACAGAUUCAUAUUCCCACACUGAAGAGGAAUUAUCUGAGUGUGAAAUGAACAACACAGAACAACAGGUAUACCUUUUGCUGGAAAUGUCAGAGGAAGAAGAAGACAAAGAAGAAGAAGAAAAGGAAAGCAAAACAAAACAAGCACAAGAGAAGGUAGCCAUCCAAGGAAAACCGCUUACAAAGGCUAGGAUGGGAAUGGAUGAAUGUGCCCACGGUUGUGCAUCUCAACAACAAAAUAUGAUCAAAGUGAAAGUAUCCUCAAACACGCCAUAUCAACGCAUCUAUGACAAAAAGAAUUUCUGUCUUUACUGUCAGAAGCCUUAUGCAAAAAUCACAAGACAUCUGAUACAGAAACAUUCCAGAGAGGAUGAAGUUGCAAAGGCACUGUCAUGUAAGCAAGGCUCAACCAUGCGUAAUCUUUUUUUAACAAAAGUAAGGAACAUGGGAAACUACCAUCAUAAUAGUUCAGUCCUAUCCUCUGGAAAAGGGGAGAUCAUUCCAAAAAGACAAGCAACAUAUGUGUCAACAGCAACUGACUAUCUGCCUUGCAAGUUUUGCUUUGCUAUGUAUACUAAAACAAGCCUCUGGAGACAUCAUAAGCGUUGCAAAUUACAAGUAAAGAUUUUCUAG